AUGUUCCAUCCUCCUCCCUUGUUUUGGAAGAAGCUCACGAAGCUGUGGUUGACCAAGAGCGCGUUACGAGAAGCUGACCGACGAUACUACCUCCUAUCCUCAAACCAGAGCAGCUCGCCUCCUCGUCCUCACAUUUUCGCUCCUGAUUUCUUGCGCAACUGCUCGGCUACUUGUUUACAAGAGAUCAGAAAACUUUCCCGCCGCAGAGGGCCAGAUAUAUCGGGCAUCAGGAACUAUCCCGCACCAGCUGACUUCAGUCAGUACUCAAUGGAUCCUACCGACUCCAGCUCGAAGCGCCCUAUUUCAAAGACCGGAAAUACGACGGUCUACUACUUACACUUUGAAAGCCAUCUGAACGACCACGGUAUUUUCAUGCCCAAUUCCACCUACCCAGAUGGGACCAAGCCAUGUAAACCGGAGAAUAUCGCCGAGAUCCAAAGACGGUUACAAGCCCCUCGCCCGUCCCUAGCAUUGUCCGAAGAUUCCCUGCAGAAGGAAUUUGACGAAUUUACCCUCCUUAACGACAGCACCUCCGACGAGCAGCUCGUGAUCAAGAAAAUCCUCCCGAUUCUCGACGGUCCGCAACAACAAUCGUCGUCCUUCCACGAUGGCGGCAAUCACCCCUUCACGAACCUGGCGCCGCUCACGAACGGCACCCUCGCCAAUGCCAAGCCUGAUAUCUACCACGGCGCGCCGCCUCACCAGCUGCAUCCUCGUGUCCGGGAACAGCUCAGUGAUCAGAUCAUCCCUACCCGGCAGGGCAACCGUCCUAUCACGCCUAAUUUCUUCGUCGAGAUAAAGGGCCACUGUGGCUUGCCGCCCGUGCUGAAACGUCAGGCCUUGUAUGAUAGCGCUCUGGGUGCCCGAGCGAUACAUUCCCUUCAGCAAUAUGGAUAUGCGCAAGAGGAGCGCCGCAGCAGCAGCAACAGCAACAACCGACCACAGGAUAAUGACGAUUGCUCUGAUCCUGCGCCUGCUCCUGGCUCUGCCCAUGAUUCCACUUACGAUAAUCACGUUUACGCGAUUGCUUCUACCUUCCAAGACAGAACGCUGGGUAUCUACGCGACCCAUCCGACGCGGACUCCGAGUAAUAUUAACCCCGGCGCAGACCGUCAGACGGAUUAUGUGAUGACCCGGGUCGGGUAUUACGCCUUGAUCGGGAGUCCGGAAUCCUACCAACAGGGUCUGACCGCGUAUCGCAAUAGCCGGGACCUGGCGAAUGAAUAUAGGGACGAGUUUAUCAGGCAGGUGAAUGAGCGACAUGAGGCUGGUCGGUAG
This is a messenger RNA of Aspergillus affinis, 1278 nucleotides long. RefSeq lists its product as uncharacterized. The record is from RefSeq and is a predicted model, not a curated record. The transcript has 2 exons. NCBI's taxonomy places the organism in Eukaryota, Fungi, Ascomycota, Eurotiomycetes, Eurotiales, Aspergillaceae. Bases 1 to 1278 code for a protein of 425 amino acids.